Molecule: messenger RNA, 1649 nt
Organism: Callorhinchus milii (elephant shark)
Lineage: Eukaryota; Metazoa; Chordata; Chondrichthyes; Chimaeriformes; Callorhinchidae
Product: AP-1 complex subunit mu-1-like
Biological process (GO): vesicle-mediated transport; intracellular protein transport
Cellular component (GO): clathrin-coated vesicle; clathrin adaptor complex
Molecular function (GO): clathrin-cargo adaptor activity
Source: RefSeq, marked provisional
UUCACAGUUGAAUGUAAGCCAUUUUUUUCCACACAGAACUCGGUUUGGAUUAAACCUCUCCUUUCGGAGUCUUGAUUUUGCAGACAUGGCAUUUUCUGCCAUUUACUUCUUGGACCACAAAGGGCAGGUUCUCAUCUCACGAAAUUAUCGAGGAGACGUUGAAAUGUCAGCGAUUGAGAAGUUCAUGCCUUUACUUCUGAACAAAGAAGAGGAUGGAUUGAGCCCUAUUCUAAUGCAAGAAAAAAUCUACUUUUUGUGGAUAAAAUACAAAAAUAUCUACAUGGUGUGUACAACAAAGAGAAAUGCCAACGUUUCCUUGUCAUUUUCAUUCCUUUUCAAAAUAAAACAGAUUUUCGUGGAGUAUUUUGGGGAACUGGAACAAGAAAGUGUACGGGACAAUUUUGUUCUGAUGUACGAACUCCUUGAUGAGAUUAUGGACUUUGGCUACCCGCAGUUCACUGAGACUGCCAUCCUCCAGGAAUACAUCACACAGGAAGGUUAUAAACUCAAGCAGGGAGCACCCAAGCCUCCAGCUGCUGUCACCAACGCUGUGUCCUGGAGAUCAGAGGGGAUCAAGUAUCGCAAGAACGAACUCUUCAUCGACAUUAUCGAGUCAAUCAACUUCCUGGUGAACGCUCAAGGCUGUGUGGUUCACAGUGAGAUCCUGGGACACGUAUUGAUGAACAGUUUGCUCAGUGGCAUGCCUGAAAUCAAUUUGUGCUUCAAUGACAACGCACUUUUCAACCACAGCCAAAUGGGAGACGCAAACCCUGUGGACUUUGAGGACAUCAAGUUCCAUUCGUGUGUCCGUCUGUCUCGCUUUGAAAGCGAGCGUGCCAUCACGUUCAUCCCACCCGACAAGGAGUUUGAGCUCAUGUCGUACCGAGUGACCAGUCGAGUCAGACCAUUUCUCGUGGUGGUUGCAGAUGUCCAGAGAUAUAUGCACAGUAGAAUGGAGAUCACGGUCAAGGUUAAAGGGCAGUUUAAAGAGCGCCUCUCCGCUACAAAUGUUGUGAUCAUUGUCCCGGUUCCCAGCGACGCCUCAUCUCCCAAAUUCAAUACCGCUAAAGGACAUGUGCAAUGGGCGCCAGAGGAGAGUGCCAUCAUCUGGUCUAUAAACUCCAUUCAGGGCGGAAAGCAAUUUGCAAUGAAGGCUCACCUGGGGCUGCCCAGUGUACAAGCCGAGGAGCCUGAGGGAAGGCCCCCCAUCAGAGUGAAAUUCCAAAUCCAAUACCUGGCCUCCUCAGGCCUGCAGAUCAAAUAUAUCCGGAUAAUUGAAAAGAGCCUCUACAGUGCGGUCUCCUGGGUCAGAUCUCUGACACAGAGCGGAGAUUUUCAGAUCCGGAUUUAGAACGCAGUGUCUCCCAGUUCCACUUCAGACAGAAGACGUGCGAUUUCAGCUGGAGACUGACCAUCAGUCACAAGAACAUGACUCACAGCGUCGCCUGCGCUCGUGUGACAUGCAACAGUAAAUACACCAGUUACACAACGGGUCAUAUCCCAGCUGUCGUGUACUUGGCUUAAGCUGCUCUUUUUUGUUAUGUCAUCCUGGCUCAGUGUCCUGUCAGUCUGGGAUGUCCGUCUUCUCGCUGUGAAAGGCACUGUACCAAAUGCAAGGAUUAUUAUUGUAUUAUUAAAGGCAGAAUACG